Naegleria fowleri is the source of this 1719-nucleotide messenger RNA. RefSeq lists its product as uncharacterized. NCBI's taxonomy places the organism in Eukaryota, Heterolobosea, Eutetramitea, Acrasida, Naegleriidae. The record is from RefSeq and is a predicted model, not a curated record. The transcript is spliced from 4 exons. Gene Ontology annotation, biological process: cilium movement; outer dynein arm assembly. Gene Ontology annotation, cellular component: outer dynein arm. The coding region runs from base 1 to 1719 and encodes 572 amino acids. Gene Ontology annotation, molecular function: dynein light chain binding; dynein heavy chain binding.
AUGGACAUUGUAACAGUAUACAAAAAGCCGAGAAGGCAAUUUGGAAGAUACUGUGGUCAUUUUGUAGAUACCGAGCCCGAAACGAUCAUUGAUAUCAAACCGAGCGAGGAAUACAAGGCAAAAUAUAUAACCAGAGAACCAAGAGCGGUUGGUGUUCAAGCUGUGGCAGAAUUAUCUGAUCACUUUACCAAUACCGAAACUCAUGAAUCAAAAGAGCAAGGAAUGAAUCACCUCGAAGGAGGAUGGCCAAAAGAUGUCGACACAGCAAAAUUAUCGAGCAAAGAGAGAUAUAUCAAAAAAAUCGAAAACAACAUUGAGGAUUUGAACUCAUUCAUUGCAUUAAGGGAUUCAGCAGAGUACUACAUUCAACAGAACAAUUCAAUUAACAUUUUUGGCAGCUACUUUAAAGAAAAGACUUUGGAUUUCGGCAGUGAGCGAUCCAUGGUAAAAACAUUAUCCGUGUUCAAAGAUCCAUGUCAAGACAAGCGAACAGUCUCUAAGAUUUCUUGGCUUCCUAGUGACGGCUCAAAACUGGCCGUUGCGUAUGCUAACCUAGAUUUCCAAAGUUCAAGCAAGAAAAUUCCAACAAACGCCUAUAUUUGGGAUGUCAAUAAUGCCAACGAACCUGAUGUAACAUUAACUCCCUCUUCUCACUUAGUUUCAAUAAGAUAUAAUCCUAAAGAUAAUAACAUAGUUGCUGGCGGUUGCUACAAUGGCGUUGUUUGUAUAUUUGACACCAGAAAGGGGGGUGAGGAAGUGUUAAUUUCAGACCUAAAAACUAGUCAUAGAGAUCCAAUUUAUGAUUUACAAUGGAUUCAAAGCAAGAGCGCCACUUUUUUCAUCACCACAUCCACAGACGGUCAAGUGCUGACAUGGGACACUCGAAAUUUGUCAAAUCCAGUUGACUCUGAAACUAUGGAAUUAAGAAUUCCUGACGAUAAGAAUGCCGAGUGUAAACUGCAGGGCUUACUAGGAGGAGAGUCCAUUGACUAUGAUGUUUCAUACAGUCCAACAAAAUUCAUGAUAGGAACAGAACAAGGUGCUGUUAUUAGCUGUACAAGAAGAAAGAAUAAGGGAACAGCUGUAGAUAAAGUUUAUUAUGGACAACACCAUCACCAUGGACCAAUAUAUUCCAUUCAACGAAAUCCAUUCCUUCAGAAAUACUUUAUGACAGUCGGCGAUUGGACCAUCAAGAUUUGGAAUGAAGAUAUUUCAAAUGAUCCAAUUAUUUCAACGAGGUAUGACGACAGUUACAUCACGUCAUGUCAAUGGAGCCCUUCUAGGCCAGGUGUCUUUUAUACCACAAAGAUGGAUGGAACUCUCGAUGUGUGGGAUUAUUUAUACAAGCAAAAUAAGCCAUUGUUAUCGAUUAGAUUAUCAGAUCAAGGACUUCAUUGCUUGAGCAUGUAUGGUAAAUAUAUCGCAGUUGGAGGAAGGGAUGGAUCAACUAGGUUGCUCGAAGUGAGCGAAGGUUUGCGAGGAGAGGACAAACAGCAAGUGCUCGAGGAAAAGGAAUACAUCAACAAUAUGUUGGAGCGAGAAACAAAGAGAGAAAGAGCUCUCGUUGACAACAGAAAGGAAAGUGAACAAGCCCAAAAACGACUGGAGAUGAAGAAGAAACAAAAAGAAUCUUCGAAAUCUUCAUUUGUAAUUACAAUUAAUGAGGAUGAGCUUCAAGAAGAUGAGCGCUUAUUUUUGGAUGCUAUUAAGGUGAAAUAA